AUGGCGAUGCCAACUUACACCAUUCGUCCAGCCCUGCACUGCCUACGAAAUGCAGCGCGGCGACGACCCAUUCCCCCAUGCUCUUCCCCCAGCUUUACAACCAGCACCCAGCGGAAUGUUGAAGCCCUCGAAACAACAUCCACCCCCCCUGCCCCACCCCCUCCAAACCUCGACCCCAACACCGUCUUCACUCCCCGCGAUGAGCGCCGGCUCCUCCGCACCGGUGUCCACCCCAUCGGCUCCCGCCGCCGCCGCGCAUCCAUUCUCUCCUCCGACAACGUUCCCUUCGAACAAAUGCCCUACCAAUGUUUCCAAGAAGCACGAGCCGUGCUCGCCGAAGACCGUUCCCGGAAACUCUUGGAGAUAGCAGAAAUGCGAAAACGAAUAGCUUUCUGGCAGAAUGUGCCGGCGAGUGAUUUGGGGGGGGAGUAUGCGAAGAGGGGGAAGUUGGUGAGGAUGCAGAGGUAUUUGGAGCAGUUGAAGAUCUUGGCGGAUGUGAAUGACCCGGUUAUCAAGAAGAGAUUUGAGGAUGGAAUGGGUGAGUCUGAUAUACCACUUACGCCCACUCUGAUGCUUGUGGAGUUGAUGCUAAUCUUGGGGCGUGACUUAGGAGACAUGGAGCGCCCAAUCUACCGCUACCUCGCUGACCGCAAAUGGCGCGAGUACAAACGCAAACUCCUCAUGCAACGCAUAUCCCAAAUGCACAUCGUCCCCGACAUGCUCCCGCACCUCGACCCCAUCGCCGAAGUCUCCCUCGGCUUCGGUCGACGCAACGUCCAGCCUGGCGAAUUCGUCGAUUCGCGCGUUAGCGAGAUACCGGCACGGCUGAACGUGCGGGUCUUUGAUAAGGGGGAGAGAUUGGUCAGUAUAGCGGUCGUGGACCAAGAUGUGCCGGAUGAGGAGCGAGAUAGUUUCGGCUCGAGAUGUCACUUUCUGGCUGUGAAUGUACCGUUGAGUCCGACGAAUACUUCGAUACCGUUGUUCAAGUUGAAAAAGGAGGAGCAUAUUGUGCAUCCUUGGCUGCCGCCAUACGCGGAAAAGGGCGCACCGUACCACCGGUUGGCGGUUUUUGUUAUACAGCAAGAUGGUGCUUGGAAGGGAGCGAGCUUGGAUAUCAAGGCGUUGAGAGAGAGUUCGAGGAAUAAAAGGGACGGCUGGAAGAUUCGAAGAUUUGUGGAUAAGAAGCCGCUGAAGCCGAUUGGGAUGCAUUUGUUCAGGAGCAAAUGGGAUGAGGGGACCGAUGGAGUGGUGACGAGGGCGGGCGUUGAGGGGAUGAACAUCGAGUUUACGAGGAAGAAGCCCGAGAAGCUACCAUAUAAGAAGAAGGAUGGAGCGAGAUACAGGUAA
This is a messenger RNA of Letharia columbiana, 1347 nucleotides long. RefSeq lists its product as uncharacterized. The record is from RefSeq and is a predicted model, not a curated record. The transcript has a single exon. The coding region runs from base 1 to 1347 and encodes 448 amino acids. NCBI's taxonomy places the organism in Eukaryota, Fungi, Ascomycota, Lecanoromycetes, Lecanorales, Parmeliaceae.